This is a messenger RNA of Symbiodinium pilosum, 3130 nucleotides long. NCBI's taxonomy places the organism in Eukaryota, Dinophyceae, Suessiales, Symbiodiniaceae. The record is from the annotation of a GenBank genome assembly.
GUGGCCAAAGCGCGGCGCGAUGCUGGCGCUGGGAUGCUGCAUUGGCUCAAUGAUUGCUUGGGGGACCUGGGGUGACCUCGCGAAGAGAUUGAGACUCACAAGGCCAUCAGCAACUAUUCAAGGGUGGAUGCUGGCUGCCCCGGGAGAUCAGUUGGGUGCCGAAGUUGCGGAUGAUGGAAUGCUGGGCAUCCCCUUUAUUCACUCCACCCCUGAGGAGCCAGUGCCAGAGUUCAGCCAUAUCCACAAAGAGGAGGUCGAGUUGGGCAUCUCCCAGCUUGCGGUGGCCCGAGUGGAUUGCUGGGGCCCGUGCCAUCAAAAGGCGGGCGUUUGGGAGACUUUACGUCUAGAGCUGGCUGGUGCCACUGGUGCGGCCGCGGCCGCGCUUGCUGCCGUCGAGGUGCUGAUGACCCUGCCGAGUGCCGUGGCUUCGGCGGAUCGUGGAGGCCUAGCGCACUGUGUCCCUGGCUACACUUGUGUCCGCUUGAGUCGGCACUACUCGGAGCUCCUGGGCCGAAUGGAAGCUACAAGGUGCCGCUUGGCCUCAGCAGUGGCCAAGAACUGCGCUUCUCCAUACGGCGUUUGCGGCGGCUGGUACGACAACGCCCCAUGGGAGAACUGCUGCGCUGCGGGUCACGAGUGUGCUGAGAUUGCUGUUGGGCUCGGCCUGAAGGCUUCGAAAUGCGUGCCUAUGUCGCUUCGACAUGGCGGGCAGUCUUGCUUUUCCCAGUGCGACGAGGCCGAGGGAGAGUGUGCGUGGUGUGGAGCAGGAAACGCGUGCUGCUCACGGCAUAGUAAAGAUGCACCUCUUGAAUGCAGGGGUGCUCAAUUUCUGAGCCUGGAAAACUUCCAGUGCGUUGCGCCGAAAUACUCGCCAAGAGUCAAGCAUUCAGGACAGGAUUGCCUGCCACAUUGCAGAGGUGCUGGAAUGUGCGACUGGUGUGGUGAAGGCAACGCAUGCUGCCGGAAGGGAAGCCAGAGCGACCCUAGUGAGUGUCGUGGAGUCAGGAGCUUUGGCCGUUCCGAUAGGCAUGUGUGUGUCCGACCUGUGCGGGAAGUAUUCCAGGAUCACGCACAGCAAGACUGUUGGCAGCCUUGCGAUAAGACUCCAGGCUAUUGCUCAUGGUGCGGUGAGGGCAUGGCCUGCUGCCGGGAAGGUGCGCAAAAUGACCCGUACGAAUGCCACGGGGUUGCGUCCUUCAGCCGUCAUGAUCGACACGUGUGCGUGCAACCUCGCUCUGCGCAGCCAGCCAGCCUUCUAUCAGCUGGCUCUUCCUCAAUUCACCAUGUAGGCUUGGAUUGCUGGUAUGAAUGUGGCGGAUCCGGCUUUUGCAGAUGGUGUGGUAUUGGCAGCGCCUGUUGCAGAUUUGGAGCACGCUUUGACGCAGAGGAGUGCAGCGGUGCUACUGCAUUCAGCUCUACUGAGCAUCAUGUCUGCGUAGCGGUGCCCUACGUCAUCAACAAGGUGCAGAUUGCUCCAGAUCACCGCGUGCUCUUCAAUGGUCGUGAGAUUGGGCCAGGUGGGAAAGUUCGUGGGGCUGCCGGGACUGGAGCUCAUGCAAAAGAGGCGCAGGCGGCAGGACUCGAUGCCAUCCGCACAUGGUCUCUGCAACAGUCGCGCGGGGCUCUUGAAGCCUUCAAGCUUGGGCGGCACAAACUCAAGGUCGCUGCUGGUAUAUACCUGUCCACAUUUAAGGACAAGUAUGAAGGCGAAUUUUGCAGCCUAAACCACCCAUGGUGGCAAGAGCAGUUGCAAGAAAUCCUGUCCAACGUCACAAUGCACCGCAACGAUCCAGGACUGUUGUGGUGGCAGGCUGGGAACGAGCUCGAGCUUCAGAUAGACUGGGCAGGUGGUUCUGAAUGCAUGUGGCGACGCUUGGAGUGGGUCGUUCGACACAUCAAGAUAGCUGACCCGAACCACCCGGUUGGCACCGCGAUUGCUGGCUUUCACUCAGUAAAAGUUGGCCGCCUCAACACCCUCUGCCCUUCCUUGGACUUCUUGGGCCUCAAUGUCUACGGUGGAGAUGCCUACAAGAUACCACAGAAGCUGCGCAGCGCCGGUUGGACCAGGCCAUAUGCUGUGACCGAGUUCGGAGCCGCUGGGGCAUGGAUGGCACCACAGAGCUCCUGGAAGGCACCAAUGGAGCCGACCUCCACCCAGAAAGCCAUCAUGCUGCGUCAGAUUCACCAGGAAUGUUUGGCACAGCAAAGCUGCUUGGGCACUUUUGCCUUUAUGUGGGGCUGGAAGUGGGAGCACACACCCACGUGGUUCAGCACCUUCAAUGAGUGGCGCGCUGCCGGCGUUGAUGAACCAGCCUCGGAUGUGGUGCAAUCCAUGCAGGAAGCAUGGACUGGCCGGGCUUCCAGGCAUCCAGCACCCAAAAUCACUGCAGUCAAGGUCAUGGGCCCGAACGGUCCCGCACCAGUGCCUCUUGGCGUGACAGUGCAGCAUGGUGCUGUUCUCCAAGUGGACGUGAAUGCUGUUGACAUGCCCAACAAUGAUGCCGGAGCCUGGCAGAACAAUGACGUGGUCUGGGUUCUGACAACCGACAACCCUGACUCACCGUCCGAAGUGGCCACAGCCAUCCCUGGAGUUGUGCAGGUGUGUCAGGGAGCGAGCCCACGUGACAAGUUGACCGCCCUGGUCCCAACACAAAUGUUGAUAGAUGGGGGCUCCUACCGACUCUAUGCCUUUGUCCGGGAUCAUGUGCCUCAGUCCCGUGAAAACUGUCUCCCCCCACCGGAUGGCAGCGAUUGUGACAAGGCUGUGAGAUGGAUCAUGAACGAGGGCACCAACUUGCAUGCUGACUGGUAUCCUGGCUUAAGCCCUGCGUCAAGCUAUGCAGAAGUGCAGGGCUAUUUGCACGAAAACGGAAAAUGCCCAUCACCAUGCCUUGGAAGCGAGGGGGUGACAGAAGCUCACAUGAACAUCCCGUUCAAGGUGUGCCACAACGCUAUCUUUCCUGAGCCGUGCGCACGGCAGAUUCGAAAGCUGGAGCAAGAUCUGGAGGCCAACCCUGCCAGCUUUCCUGAUCUCGAUCGCAAAGCAACCCCGAAGGAGCUGCAGGCCUUCAUCCACACCAGAUUGCCAGACCUGUGUCCAGUUCCCUGUGAUGAUUGCGAAGAUGCUUAG